UUCAUUUUGUACUAAUUAAACGGGCCAAUAACACUAAUGAGCUGGACAUCAGUGACCCAACGAACAAUACCCGAAUAACUUGAUUCUCAAGCCUACCAGGAUACCCACGAAUCCUCUAGAAAUUUUCUUCUCCAUCUCUUCAAAAACUCCACUUUGCAGUUUGCUCUCAUUCAUAACCUAAUCAACGAAUCAAAGUAUCAUAAACAAUGUUCUUCUUCUUCGUAGGAGGCUUAGAGCAGCAGGCGAGGCAGGUAUUGAAGAGCGGGGCAGGGAGGUGCAUUGCGUGCGGUUCACGCGCCGACCUCGUCGACUAUGAAAAGGUUCUCAAGCUCUUCUUUGUUCCGGUGUGGAGAUGGCCGGGAAAAGAGCCGGUGAUGUACUGCAACGACUGCAAACUCUUCUUCCCUCAAUCUCUAACUCCUCCUCCGCCGUCGUCUACGGCGGACGUACUUAGAUGUCAGUUCUGUCGCCGGGAAGUGGACGCCGAUUUCCGAUUCUGUCCCUUUUGUGGUAAUGCACUGUGACUGAAUAUUCUAUAUUAUGUAAUUACAGUCGCUUCUGGGUUUGAAAUACUUUGUAAUUAUGUUCCUCUUCCUGUCUUGUAAUCAAUGAGUUUGUGGAAUAAAUUUGAGCUUUAGGAAUCAAAACUGGCGCCAUGUAGUUUCAUCCA
This is a messenger RNA of Solanum lycopersicum (tomato), 670 nucleotides long. RefSeq lists its product as uncharacterized. The record is from RefSeq and is a predicted model, not a curated record. NCBI's taxonomy places the organism in Eukaryota, Viridiplantae, Streptophyta, Magnoliopsida, Solanales, Solanaceae.